This is a messenger RNA of Ipomoea nil (Japanese morning glory), 851 nucleotides long. RefSeq lists its product as uncharacterized. Gene Ontology annotation, molecular function: structural constituent of ribosome. The transcript has 4 exons. Lineage: Eukaryota; Viridiplantae; Streptophyta; Magnoliopsida; Solanales; Convolvulaceae. The record is from RefSeq and is a predicted model, not a curated record. Gene Ontology annotation, cellular component: ribosome. Gene Ontology annotation, biological process: translation. The coding region runs from base 5 to 622 and encodes 205 amino acids.
AAACAUGCAGCAUAAGUCACGGAUUAAAAAUACAUUUGAGGAUUACUCCCCCGUCUCUCCGACUCUCACUACGCCAAACCCCAGAGCCCAUUUUUGGGAAAUCGCGGAGAAAAUGCAGAGAUGGUGUUCCAAGCUCCGAUCUGUAGCCGUUCUCCGUUCAACCCAACAAAAACCCUAUUUUCUGCCCUAUCGUCUUCUUCACUCUUCUCCCAAUCUCCUACACAAACCCCUUUUCCAUUCACUAAUUUCUUCCAAGUUUAACCAUCUUCCUUAUGCCCACAUUUCAGCUCCUCUACCCUCAAUCUCCGCUCACUCGUCUCUCUACCCUCCCUCCUUCAUGCAAGUGCGGCAUAUUACUGCAAAACAGAAGAAGAGGAAGUUGAAGAGUAGGAAACCAAUUACUCCAGUUGUAUCUAAAGUCAAGAAAAUAAAAAUCAAGGGCUACUCGUCUUUUAAGGACAGAUUUAGGGUGAUGAAAGAUGGACAGAUAAGGCGUUGGAAAGAAGGGAAACGACAUAAUGCACAUUUAAAGUCUAAGAAAGCUAAACGUAGACUGAGGAAGCCUGGUACGGUCCCUUUGGCUUACGCGAAAGUGAUGAAGAAGCUCAACUUUUGUGGUUGAAUCGCCUGAGCAUUGUAUGCUGCCUGUCCCUUGCUUGAGAGGGGUAUUUUUCUUGUAGUCCUCAUUUAAAAUUUUUAACUACCUAGAAGGUGUAGGGCAAGACUAGCUUGAUAUACCAUUUUACUUGAUUUGAGCAAUGAUGACUGACUUUGGUUUUAAAAGAGUAAUACUACAGGUAUUCUCACUUUUUAUUCUCUAUUGAGUUGACAUAUUAAGAUGGUUCUUGAAA